Molecule: messenger RNA, 1110 nt
Organism: Diatraea saccharalis (sugarcane borer)
Lineage: Eukaryota; Metazoa; Arthropoda; Insecta; Lepidoptera; Crambidae
Source: the annotation of a GenBank genome assembly
GUGUAUAUCAUAUACCGUAUUGGUCGACAAUAGACCAGCAAAAUGCUGCCUUUCGUUUUGGUAUCGUUAUUUUUAUCGAGCGCGCUCGCCGUGCCCGUAUCUGUGACUCAAUACAGCAUCAACGAAGUCGCUCCAGCCCGUCUCGAUGGACGUCCUGUCUCGGGAGCCAUCAUAAACAAUGUAUUGGAAUACGCAGUCGACGGUGGUGAUACCAACAUCUACAUCCUGACCUUAGAACAGAUCUUGAGCGAUGUGGCCAACCUCGCAGAUAUAAAAAGCCAAGCUCUCGCUGUCUCCCAAACCCUAGCUCUCCUCGGGGAACUCGCCUCUGGAGUACCUGGAGACGCAUGUGAAGCCGCUGCGCUCGUCAACGUUUAUGCUGACUCCGUACGCACUGGUAACAAGUCCCAAUUGCGAUCAGCUGUCAACAGAUAUUUGGGACGGCUCGCCUCAAACAUCGACUUGAUCGUACGCCUCGUGAAUAACCCAGAUUCAGUUCGUUACGCUGUCGGAUCGAGAGGCAACUGCUCUGGAGGCGGAAGACGCUACCAAUUCGAAGCAGCUUGGGAUGCUAUCUUGAACAACUCCAACCCAUAUCAAAUUGGACUACUCAAUGAAGAAUACUGCGCUCUCCGACGUCUGUACAGCGCGUUCAAUAACCGUAGCAAUAACGUUGGAGCCGCUGUGUCCGCAGCCUCCGUGGUCCCAGUCACUCGAGCUGUAGAACUGGCUCUUGGGCCACUCUCAUCGUUCUUGAGAGCGGUCGCUUCUGGUGCCAACCCUGCCAACCUCGCAGCCAGCGCUAAGCAAGCCCUUAUCAAGGCUGGAGGAAGCGUCCCACUAUAAAAAAGAAACAGAUAACCGAGCCAUAAACUCAAUAAUAUAGUAUUGUAAUUAAUAUAUGAUGUAUAACCCUCUACUAAGAUCUCGCUAAGAAAUCUUUAUUCCAUUUACCUUUCAUUAUUUACCGAAAACUUUCAUUAAAAUAGAUGAUUAUUAUAUUAUUAUAAAUAUUUAAAUAUAAGUUUUAAACAAAACCACGACGAACUGGCUUUCAUUUUUGACUAUGUUGAUCUUUUGUAAUUUAAUAAAGAUGUAUCCAAUUUGAUG